This is a messenger RNA of Pteronotus mesoamericanus, 968 nucleotides long. RefSeq names its product pre-mRNA processing factor 18 (gene PRPF18). The record is from RefSeq and is a predicted model, not a curated record. Gene Ontology annotation, biological process: generation of catalytic spliceosome for second transesterification step; RNA splicing. NCBI's taxonomy places the organism in Eukaryota, Metazoa, Chordata, Mammalia, Chiroptera, Mormoopidae. Gene Ontology annotation, cellular component: U4/U6 x U5 tri-snRNP complex; U2-type post-spliceosomal complex; U5 snRNP.
UGCUCACCUUAGCUGCCGCCGGAAGCAGCCCGUGUUUGUGUUUUCUUCCAGUAUUUGGGUUUCCUUUUUUUGGUGGGUUCGCCGCCUGAGGCUGAGUGAGGCUUAGCGGGUGGAGCUGGAGAGGCAAAAUCGAGCUGAAACUUGGGUAACAUGGAUAUUUGAGGUCAGAGAUCCUCUGGAAGCGGCAUCUCGUGAAGGACUGGAACCAGUUGAUUUAAGGCAAGACCCUCCACCAACAGUUACAACUUGCUUUAAUGGAGUACUCACUUUAUGGAGGUUGUCUGGAACAAACCUGCAGUAUCUUCAAGGGAUUGAAGAAUGAUCUGAAAGCAGCUUUGGAUAAGAUCGAUCAGCAAUACCCGAAUGAACUGGAUGAUCAAGAACCUGGAGAGGAAGACACACAGAAUGAUUUGAAAUUUCUAAAAAACACCACAAUUGAAGAGUUAGAGGCAUUGGCAGAAUCUUCAGGGAAAGGUGAUGAUCGUAGAGAGAUGGACAUCAUCACCAAAUUCCAUAAGUUCCUUCCUGGCCUUUGGGCUGAAGAACUGAACGCCAGGGAAGACCCUGUGAAAAGGGCAGUGCAGGGCAAACUGAGCGGGGCUCACGCUCGGAGACAGGCCGAGUCCUCCCUCAGACCCCUUUUCAGAAAGCUGUCGAAAAGGAAUCUUCCUGCUGCUAUUAAAGAGCCCAUAAUACAUAUUACUAAAUUCAUGUUGCAAAGACAAUAUGUGAAGGCUAAUGGUUUUUAUCUUCAGAUGGCUCAUGGAAAUGCCCCUUGACCCCAUGUCAUGAUGGUUGGUAUCCAUGCCAGAGCUGGUAGGGAAAAGAUGUUUUCCAAGCAUGUUGCACAUGUUUUAAAUGAUGAAACACAGAGGAAAUACAUUCAGAGAAGCAUUUUGGAGGGAAAGACAUUUCUCUGGAGAUGGCUGUGGUUCUUUUCUGCCAUUUUCCUCUACGCCAUUGCUUAA